CUUGAAAAAAGUGAGACAAAAACGAAAAUAAAGCCGAAAAAAUUCAACAAAUUAAGUUUUAUCGUGUUAAAUUAACUAAUUUAAGCGUAUAAAUAUAACAAACUCAGACUAGAAGGUAUUAGAAGGAGGAUUUAAAGUUAUCCAGCAUGAAUCCUUAUAUGCUACCACCAGGGAUGGGUCCUCCCCAAUCUCCUUGGACAGCACAACUUAUGGCUCAGCAACAGGCAAUGAUGGCUCAACAAAUGCACGCUCAGCAAUUAGCAGCAACGCAAAUUCAAAUUCCCCCAAGUACAGGAAUGGAUUGGAAUUUUGGAAAUCCACCUCCACCAAGAGAAGAAACAAAGAUGAUCAUAAGUGAAGAAAAAUUACAGGAAAAAUCACAGAAAUGGUCACAACUUCAAUCAAAACGAUUUGCCGAAAAGAGGAAGUUUGGAUUUGUUGAUGCACAAAAAGCUGAUAUGCCUGCCGAACAUGUUCGAAAGAUUAUUAGAGAUCAUGGAGAUAUGACUAGUAGAAAAUAUAGACAUGAUAAGAGAGUCUAUUUGGGAGCAUUAAAGUAUAUGCCUCAUGCAGUCAUGAAACUUUUAGAGAAUAUGCCAAUGCCAUGGGAACAAAUUCGAGACGUUCAAGUUUUGUAUCAUAUUACAGGAGCUAUAACAUUUGUAAAUGAAAUUCCAUGGGUAAUUGAACCUCUAUAUAUUGCAUUAUGGGGUACAAUGUGGAUUAUGAUGAGACGUGAAAAGCGAGAUCGUCGUCACUUUAAAAGAAUGAGAUUCCCACCAUUUGAUGACGAGGAACCGCCUUUAGAUUAUGCUGAUAACGUUCUUGAUGUUGAACCGUUAGAAGCUAUUCAAAUUGAUUUAGAUCCAGAAGAAGAUGGCAGUGUCUUUGAUUGGUUUUAUGAACAUAAGCCACUUGUUGGAACUCCACAUGUCAAUGGAUCUACAUUCAGAAAAUGGAAUUUGACAUUGCCACAAAUGGCUACAUUAUAUCGUUUAGCAAAUCAAUUAUUGACAGAUCUUGUCGAUGAAAACUUUUUCUAUCUCUUUGAUCCAAAGAGUUUCUUUACUGCUAAAGCCUUAAAUAUGGCAAUUCCCGGCGGUCCCAAAUUCGAACCUUUAAUCAAGGAUCAGCAUUUAGGCGAUGAAGAUUGGAAUGAAUUUAAUGAUAUCAAUAAAAUAAUCAUUCGUCAACCUGUAAGAACUGAAUAUCGUAUUGCAUUUCCAUAUCUCUACAACAAUAUGCCGCUUUACGUCCAUCUUUCGUGGUAUCACACGCCAAGUGUCGUUUACAUCAAAACUGAGGAUCCAGAUUUGCCAGCAUUUUAUUUUGAUCCAUUGAUUAAUCCUAUUGCUCAUCGUCAUGGUGUUAAAUCUGUUGAUCCAUUACCAGAUGAUGACGAAGAGUUUAUUCUACCGGAUGAACUUCAGCCAUUUUUACAAGAUACACCACUCUAUACUGACAAUACAGCUAAUGGAAUUGCCUUAUUAUGGGCUCCAAGACCAUUUAAUAUGCGAUCAGGACGUUGUCGUCGUGCAAUUGAUGUUCCAAUCGUUAAAUGCUGGUAUAAAGAACAUUGUCCACCAGGAAAUCCAGUUAAAGUUCGUGUCAGUUAUCAGAAAUUGCUGAAAUAUUAUGUCCUUAAUGCUUUAAAACAUCGCAGACCAAAGCCACAAAAGAAACGUUAUCUGUUCAGAUCAUUCAAGGCAACAAAGUUUUUCCAAACAACGACAUUAGAUUGGGUAGAAGCUGGAUUACAAGUGACAAGACAAGGAUAUAAUAUGUUAAAUCUGUUGAUCCAUCGUAAAAAUUUAAACUACCUUCAUCUUGACUAUAAUUUCAACUUAAAACCUGUAAAAACAUUGACAACAAAAGAGAGAAAAAAAUCCCGUUUCGGAAAUGCUUUCCAUUUAUGUCGUGAAAUUCUGCGUUUGACAAAAUUAAUUGUGGACUCUCAUGUUCAAUACAGAUUGAAUAAUGUUGAUGCUUUCCAACUUUCGGAUGGUUUGCAAUACAUUUUUGCUCACGUUGGUCAAUUGACGGGAAUGUAUCGUUACAAAUAUAAACUUAUGAGACAAAUUCGUAUGUGUAAGGAUUUAAAGCAUCUGAUUUAUUAUCGAUUCAAUACUGGAUCUGUUGGAAAAGGUCCUGGAUGUGGUUUUUGGGCACCUGGAUGGAGAGUUUGGCUCUUCUUUAUGCGUGGAAUUACACCUUUAUUGGAGAGAUGGUUAGGAAAUCUUUUGUCACGUCAAUUCGAAGGUCGUCAUAGUAAGGGAGUCGCCAAAACUGUGACAAAACAACGUGUUGAAUCUCAUUUUGAUUUGGAAUUGAGAGCAUCCGUUAUGCACGAUAUCGUUGACAUGAUGCCAGAAGGAAUUAAGCAGAAUAAAGCGAGAACAAUUUUGCAACAUUUAUCAGAAGCAUGGCGUUGUUGGAAGGCAAAUAUUCCAUGGAAAGUUCCUGGACUUCCGAUUCCGAUUGAAAAUAUGAUUCUUCGUUAUGUAAAAAUGAAGGCAGAUUGGUGGACAAAUACAGCACAUUAUAAUCGUGAGAGAAUUCGUCGUGGAGCAACUGUUGAUAAGACUGUUUGUAAAAAAAAUUUGGGUAGAUUAACAAGAUUGUACUUGAAGGCUGAACAAGAGAGACAGCAUAAUUAUUUGAAAGAUGGUCCAUACAUUUCUCCAGAAGAAGCUGUUGCCAUAUACACAACAACAGUUCAUUGGUUGGAAUCGAGAAGAUUUGCUCCAAUUCCUUUCCCACCGUUAUCAUACAAACACGACACAAAAUUGUUGAUUUUGGCACUCGAAAGAUUAAAGGAAGCUUACAGCGUAAAAUCACGUCUAAAUCAGAGUCAACGAGAAGAACUUGGAUUGAUUGAACAGGCUUAUGAUAAUCCUCAUGAAGCUUUAUCGAGAAUCAAAAGACAUUUACUUACUCAGAGAGCAUUUAAAGAAACAGGAAUCGAAUUUAUGGACUUGUACAGCCAUUUAAUUCCAGUUUAUGAUGUAGAACCUUUAGAAAAGAUUACCGACGCAUAUCUUGAUCAAUAUUUAUGGUAUGAAGCAGAUAAACGUCGACUAUUCCCUCCAUGGAUUAAACCCAGCGAUACAGAACCUCCACCGCUUUUGGUCUAUAAAUUCUGUCAAGGAAUCAACAAUCUGCAGGAUGUUUGGGAAGUUUCUGAAGGAGAAUGUAAUGUUCUUAUGGAAUCAAGAUUCGAGAAGUUGUAUGAAAAGAUUGAUUUGACACUUUUGAAUCGAUUGCUUCGUCUCAUCGUGGAUCAUAAUAUUGCUGAUUAUAUGACAGCUAAGAAUAAUGUCGUUAUUAAUUAUAAGGAUAUGAACCAUACGAACAGUUAUGGAAUUAUUCGUGGUCUACAAUUUGCAUCGUUCAUCACACAAUAUUAUGGUCUUGUAUUGGAUUUACUUGUGCUUGGUCUUCAACGUGCUAGCGAAAUGGCUGGACCUCCUCAAAUGCCCAAUGAUUUCUUGACUUUUCAAGACACAGUCGCUGAAAUAUCACAUCCAAUUCGAUUGUACUGUCGUUAUGUCGAUAAGAUUCACAUCUUCUUCAGAUUCACAGCAGAGGAAGCAAGAGACUUGAUUCAAAAGUAUUUGACUGAACAUCCAGAUCCUAAUAAUGAGAAUAUUGUUGGCUAUAAUAAUAAGAAGUGCUGGCCAAGAGAUGCAAGAAUGCGAUUGAUGAAACAUGAUGUCAAUUUAGGAAGAGCCGUUUUUUGGGAUAUUAAGAAUAGAUUACCACGUUCAGUAACAACUGUUCAUUGGGACAAUACAUUCGUGUCUGUAUAUUCAAAGGAUAAUCCAAAUUUGCUGUUUAAUAUGGCUGGAUUUGAAUGUAGAAUUCUUCCAAAAUGCAGAUUACAGCAUGAAGAAUUUACACAUCGUGAUGGUGUUUGGAAUUUGCAAAAUGAAGUUACUAAGGAAAGAACAGCACAAUGUUUCUUGAGAGUCGAUGAUGAAUCAUUAAAUAGAUUCCAUAAUCGUGUAAGACAAAUUUUAAUGGCUUCAGGAUCAACAACAUUCACAAAGAUUGUCAAUAAAUGGAACACAGCACUUAUUGGAUUAAUGACAUACUUCAGAGAAUCAGUUGUAAAUACACAAGAAUUACUUGAUUUACUCGUCAAGUGCGAAAAUAAGAUUCAAACUCGUAUCAAAAUUGGCCUAAACUCAAAAAUGCCUUCAAGAUUCCCACCUGUUGUGUUUUACACACCAAAAGAAUUGGGAGGUUUAGGAAUGUUGUCAAUGGGACACGUUUUAAUUCCACAAUCUGACUUGAGAUGGUCAAAACAAACAGAUGCUGGAAUUACUCACUUCCGAUCUGGUAUGUCACAUGACGAAGAUCAAUUGAUUCCUAAUUUGUAUCGUUAUAUUCAGCCAUGGGAAAGUGAAUUUAUAGAUUCUCAGCGUGUAUGGGCUGAAUAUGCUUUAAAACGUCAAGAAGCGAAUGCACAAAGUCGUAGAUUGACUCUUGAAGAUUUAGAAGACAGUUGGGAUCGUGGUGUUCCUCGAAUUAACACCCUAUUCCAAAAAGAUCGUCAUACACUUGCUUAUGAUAAAGGCUGGCGUAUCAGAACUGAGUUCAAGCAGUAUCAAGUUUUGAAGCAAAAUCCUUUCUGGUGGACACAUCAGAGACACGACGGAAAAUUGUGGAAUUUAAAUAAUUAUCGUACAGAUAUGAUUCAAGCUUUGGGAGGCGUUGAGGGUAUUCUUGAGCACACAUUAUUCAAAGGAACUUAUUUCCCAACAUGGGAAGGUUUGUUCUGGGAGAAAGCCUCUGGUUUCGAAGAGUCGAUGAAAUAUAAGAAACUGACAAAUGCACAGCGUAGUGGUUUGAAUCAAAUUCCAAAUCGUCGUUUUACUUUAUGGUGGUCACCAACAAUCAACAGAGCUAAUGUCUACGUUGGUUUCCAGGUUCAGCUUGAUUUGACUGGAAUUUUCAUGCAUGGUAAAAUUCCGACUCUGAAAAUCUCAUUGAUUCAAAUUUUCCGUGCGCAUUUGUGGCAAAAGAUUCACGAAUCUAUUGUUAUGGAUUUAUGUCAAGUUUUUGAUCAAGAAUUGGAUGCUUUGGAGAUUGAAACAGUACAGAAGGAAACAAUUCAUCCACGUAAAUCAUACAAAAUGAAUUCGUCAUGUGCUGAUAUUCUUCUUUUCCCUGCCUAUAAAUGGAAUGUCUCGAGACCUUCAUUGUUGGCUGAUUCAAAAGAUACUAUGGAUAAUACAACAACACAAAAGUAUUGGAUUGAUGUGCAGCUUCGAUGGGGUGAUUAUGAUUCCCAUGACAUUGAAAGAUACUCGAGAGCUAAAUUCUUAGAUUAUACAACAGACAAUAUGUCAAUCUAUCCAUCUCCAACGGGUGUUUUAAUUGCAAUAGAUUUAGCAUAUAACUUGCAUAGUGCUUAUGGAAAUUGGUUCCCAGGUUGUAAGCCUUUAAUUCAACAAGCUAUGGCUAAAAUUAUGAAAGCUAAUCCUGCAUUAUAUGUCUUGAGAGAACGUAUCAGAAAGGCACUUCAAUUAUACAGUUCAGAACCAACUGAGCCUUACUUAUCAUCUCAAAAUUAUGGAGAAUUGUUCAGUAAUCAAAUCAUUUGGUUUGUGGAUGAUACUAAUGUAUAUCGUGUAACAAUUCACAAAACAUUUGAGGGUAAUUUAACAACAAAACCAAUUAAUGGAGCUAUUUUCAUCUUUAAUCCUCGAACUGGACAGUUAUUCUUGAAGAUUAUUCAUACGUCAGUAUGGGCUGGUCAGAAACGUUUAGGACAACUUGCAAAAUGGAAAACUGCUGAAGAAGUUGCUGCUUUAAUUCGAUCACUUCCAGUUGAAGAACAACCUAAACAGAUUAUUGUAACCAGAAAGGGAAUGUUGGAUCCACUUGAAGUCCAUUUACUUGAUUUCCCUAAUAUAGUAAUUAAGGGAUCAGAAUUGCAAUUGCCUUUCCAAGCAUGUUUAAAAGUUGAAAAGUUUGGUGAUUUGAUCUUGAAAGCGACAGAACCACAAAUGGUUCUCUUCAACUUGUAUGAUGAUUGGCUCAAGACAAUUUCAUCAUAUACUGCAUUCUCACGUCUCAUUUUAAUCCUUCGUGCACUUCAUGUUAAUACAGAACGAACAAAAGUCAUUUUAAAACCUGAUAAGACGACAAUUACUGAAGCUCAUCACAUUUGGCCAACAUUAAGUGACGAAGAAUGGAUAAAGGUUGAAGUCCAAUUAAAAGAUUUAAUUUUGGCUGAUUACGGAAAGAAGAAUAAUGUGAAUGUCGCGUCAUUGACACAAUCUGAAAUUCGUGAUAUUAUUUUGGGUAUGGAAAUAUCUGCACCAUCAGCACAACGUCAACAAAUUGCUGAAAUUGAGAAGCAAACAAAAGAACAAUCACAAUUGACAGCUACGACAACAAGAACAACAAAUAAGCAUGGUGAUGAAAUUAUCACAUCGACGACAUCAAAUUACGAGACACAGAGUUUCAGCUCAAAGACUGAAUGGCGUAUUCGAGCUAUUUCAGCUACAAACUUACAUUUGCGUACAAAUCACAUUUAUGUCAGUUCUGAUGACAUUAAGGAAACUGGAUAUACUUACAUCUUACCGAAAAAUAUUCUCAAGAAAUUUGUGACAAUCUCCGACUUGAGAGCUCAAAUUGCUGGAUAUUUAUAUGGAGUAAGUCCGCCUGAUAAUCCACAAGUUAAAGAAAUUCGUUGUAUUGUCAUGCCAUGUCAAUGGGGAACACAUCAAGUUGUCAAUUUACCCAAUAUUCUACCUACACAUCAAUAUUUGAAGGAUAUGGAACCAUUAGGAUGGAUUCAUACACAACCAAAUGAAUUGCCACAAUUAUCACCUCAAGAUAUUACGACUCAUGCCAAGAUUAUGUCAGAAAAUCCAAGUUGGGAUGGAGAAAAGACUAUCAUCAUUACUUGUUCAUUUACGCCUGGCUCAUGUUCAUUAACAGCUUACAAAUUAACACCUUCCGGUUUUGAAUGGGGAACUAAGAACACUGAUAAAGGAAACAACCCGAAAGGCUACCUGCCAAGUCACUACGAGAGAGUUCAAAUGUUAUUAUCCAACAAGUUCCUUGGAUUCUUCAUGGUUCCUGGACAAGGAAGUUGGAAUUACAAUUUCAUGGGAGUGCGUCACGAUCCAAACAUGAAGUAUGACUUGAUGCUAUCAAAUCCAAAAGAAUUUUACCACGAAGUUCAUCGACCUGCUCACUUCUUAAUGUUUUCAAAUCUCGAAGAUGCUAGCGAUGGAACCGGAGCAGAUCGUGAAGAUGUAUUUGCUUAAAAUAAUAAUAAUUAUAAUAAUCUAUAGAUUUAUGUCCCAAUGAAACAAUGAAAAUAAAAAAAUUUUCUUCAUUUUAAAAAUAA
This is a messenger RNA of Chironomus riparius, 7369 nucleotides long. The record is from the annotation of a GenBank genome assembly. NCBI's taxonomy places the organism in Eukaryota, Metazoa, Arthropoda, Insecta, Diptera, Chironomidae.